AUGGCAGGUGGGUAUAUGGUGGCUUUUGCAGGGCGGCAAUAUAUAGCAAGAUCAGUGCCCAUCUUUGUUGCAGAUAUGACAAACACAGUAACUAGCUUUACUCUGGUGCUUGAAUUCCAAAAGGGCACUCUUCAAAACUUGUAUUGGAAGAAGUUUGGGUGUGCCUCAUGCACUGGGAAGUCUUUAGUUUGCCUAAACCAUACAGACUGUGCAAUUCCAACUUCAAACUGCAUAGGCAAUGGUGGUGCUGUUGACUGCAACCUAGGCAUACAGUUGGCUUUCUCAGGCACCAACAAGAACGAGGAGGUCCUCAAUUCUUGGUAUGAGGUUGCUAAUCUACGCCAAUACUCUCUCCUCGCCCUGUACUCCAAUCUACGCAAAACUCUCACCGGCCCAUUUAGCAACCUUUUUUAA
Camellia sinensis is the source of this 414-nucleotide messenger RNA. The record is from RefSeq and is a predicted model, not a curated record. Lineage: Eukaryota; Viridiplantae; Streptophyta; Magnoliopsida; Ericales; Theaceae.